UCUUUGGAAAGAUACUGUAAACAUCACAUCAUCAAGACAGGGUGUGUGAAGUGCUCUCCCAUCUCUGAUCAAGAGCCUGCUCUCAUAUUCCUACCAGUCUCGUCUCUGUCAUAACCCUAACAAACCACGCCUGUUACUCACUUACCCCUCUUGUCUUGCCUUUUGUUCCUAACCAUCACGUGGAAAUCACUCACAGCUGCCUCUCAUUAGCCCUUUAGUACCUGUUUAUCACAUCAGCCACAGUCUGGUCAUUAACACCAGUCUGCCUGUUGGCCUUUUGCAGUCCUUUUUGUUUCCCUCCUUCUGCUUUAAUAGUAAAGUCGCUUUUGUUUUCUCGAAUGCCUUUUAUCCCUUUCAACGUGAUAGAAUGACCAGACUCCACAAAUUGCCUAGCAGGUGGAUGUCUUAAGCCAUGAGUCUCCAGGGAGCCCCAACAAAAAACACCAAUGGGGUGGCUAGAUCAGACAGCAAGAUGAGUGCCAAGGCCCUUUAUGAGCAGAGGAAAAAGUACUCCAACUCCAACAUCAUCAUGCAUGAAACGUCCCAGUAUCAUGUGGAGCACCUCUCCACCUUUGUGAUGGAUAAAACCGAGUCUAUUGCCACAAUUGAUGAUGCCAUCAAGAAGCUUAUCUUUCUUGACUCCAAAGACAAGAUUUGGACCCAGGAGAUGCUGUUGCAGGUUACUGACAAGGCCAUACGCCUCUUGGAUUGUGACUCACAGGAGGAGCUGGAGAACUUCCCACUGUGCACGGUGCACAUGUGCCAGACGGUGCUGAAUCAGACUCGCUACCCCUCAGUGCUGCUGCUUGUGUGCCAGGACAAUGAGCAGCAACGGCCCGACAUCCAUUUCUUCCACUGUGACGAGGUGGAGGCUGAAAUGGUGCAUGCUGACAUCGACAGUGCCCUCGGAGACAACAGACUCGGCAAGAAGAUGCGGCCGCAGACCCUGAAGAUCAAUCAAGAGAAGAUGAAACGCCACAGGGAAACCAUCAUCCCCCCCUCGGCCUCCAAAGACCAGGCCCCGGCUGUCAAGGGCAGAGUGGCUGCCACGAACAUGAAAGAUAUCGAUAAACGGAGUUCUGUUCAACAAGACCAGGAGUCUAAUGAAAUGCUGGCACAGCGCAUUGAAAAGGAUGUGCAAAUUCUCAACUGUGCUCUGGAUGACAUUGAAAUUUUUGUGGCGCGGCUGCAGAAGGCCGCUGAGGCAUUUGCUCAGCUUAACCAGCGGAACAAGAGCAAGAAGGGUAAGAAGAGAGGCCCAGCAGAGGGCAUGCUGACCUUACGAGCCAAACCACCAUCAGAGGCCGAAUUCAGAGAUAGCCUGCAGAAGAUAAAACUUGCCUUUAACCUGCUGGCCAAACUAAAGAAGCACAUCCAGAAUCCCAGUGCAGCUGAGUUGGUUCACUUUUUGUUUGGUCCUUUGGAGCUGGUGCUACAAAGCUGUGGGAGUCCAGAUCUGGCCCGGUCCAUCACCUCCCCUCACCUGUGCCUGGAUACUGUUGAAUUUCUGAGGGGACAUCUUAGCCCCAAGGAAAUGACUGUCUUUGAGCUCCUGGGAGAUUACUGGACCAGGCCCAGAGCGGAUUGGCCGAAAGAUCAGCUCGCCCCUCCCUACUUUCCCAAGUUUCGCAAUGGCUGGGAGCCUCCUGCAGAGAUAUUCCGGACUUCACCAUGGGAAACAGAAGGCUCUACCCAAGCUCUCCCGUCAGCCAAUCAUUCAGUUUACAGGAAGCCAUCCGAUGAGUUUUAUGGUUCACCGCCCUACAGUCCCUCCAACGGGAUGUAUGACAGCGCACUCCAUGCACGCAAAUUUGCCAAGAUCCGCUACCACUUUUUGGCUCGCAACGCCAAUGAGCUGUCAGUACUGCAGGACGAAGUGCUGGAGGUGUUAGAGGAUGACAAGCAGUGGUGGAAGCUCCGGAACCGCAGUGGCCAGUCGGGCUAUGUGCCGUACAACAUCCUGGACUUGGUGAAGCUCGAGGAGCCCCCUAGCAUGUCAGAACCCCUGUACAGCCAGCCUGGCCAGUCUUACCGAGGCCCUGCCUCCCCCAGCCCUAUAGGUCUUGGGGACAGUUUCGACACAGAGAGAAACCCCCGGGACAAACUUGCACGGAAUCAGCACAUGGACGUGGUGAACGAUGAGCUGCUGAAGAGAAUCACCAUCAACAAGACACAGCCUCCGGCGCGAAACUUUCGCGUCGAGCGGCCAUCCAGCCACUCUGUCCCACUGAACUUCGAGUCGCCCCCGGAACAGGUCACCACAUGGCUGAACGCCAUGGGUUUCACCAAACCGACCGUGGACUGCCUGGGCAUCCUUACCGGAGCCCAGCUCUUUUCCCUCAACAAGGAGGAGCUGAAGGCGGUGUGUGGGGAUGAGGGCGCCAGGGUCUACAGCAAGAUCACCGUGCAGAAAGCCCAGCUGGAGAAGAGCCGUGGAAGCUCUGAGCUCCAGGAGAUCAUGAAAAGGCAGCAAGAGAAAAUUAACUCAUCCGUCCAGAACUGAGGCUGGCCAGUUACCCACACUGCUGCAGUCAUCACAUCAUCAUUACAAUUGCAUCAUGGACCAUCUCACCCAAACCUCCACCUCUCCACAAAAUAUUGUCUUUUAUUUUUUCUUUUCCUCCUGGACCUUCACUCUUCCAGUUAGUUCUAUUUGCUAGAUGCAGUUACACACUAAUAUAUUGUGAUAUAUUAUGUUUUUAAAUUGUAUAUUUAUUUUAUUUUUAUUAUUUGCAUAUUUCUCAUUUUAAUUUGCAUUAUUUCCAUUUCACACUUUUCCUGCCUUUUUGACAUUUUAACAUUCAAUUUCUGUGUCUCUGGCCUUGUAUAUGAGAUGUAUGAUGCGUGUAUGAUGUGUGUAUGAUGCGUGUAUGAUGUGUGUCCAUCUUGAGUAUGUCACAGUGAUUUUCUUGUGGGGUAUCAAUUAGAACUGAUUUAGACUACAUCUGUAUAAAUACCUUUUUAAACACCGGGCUAUAUACAUGUAAAUAUUGCGGAAUCAUUUGUGGGACAUUUAUAUAUAAAUCAUUACUGUCACAUUCAUAGAUAAAUUUACAUCUCAGAUCAUGUGGUUUUAUACCAGUGAUGUUCCAGAGAGAAAAGAAAGGUUUCUUCUGUGAGUAGCAGACAUCAACAUCUGAAGACAAGACAAAAUGACAGAAAUGGGAAUGUAAAGUCGACGUCUAGCAAUAUCAUGAUCAAUUCAAAAGCAUCUUUGACACUAGACCCUGGUUCAGACUCUCUUUGCUAUGUUUAGAUUACCCAUAAAAAAAUUGUACAUGAUGCAGAUUUGUUAGAAGGGAAAAGCAUUAAGAUUUCCAUCAUAAUAACCUUAACCUUGUGGCUGGGUGGUGAAAUGGAGCAGCCUGGUUUAAAGUCGGUUCAGUUUUGAAGACCCAGUUCUCCAUCUCUGGAGAGUUCUGUGGGACAAGUGAGCAAAUCUAGAUAUUUAUUUCAUUUACCUUAUCUCAGUUUCAGAAUAGGAAGUAAAAAUACCAGUAAAUUAGCUCAGCAAUCAUUAGUAUAAUUUCCCUGUCUGAAACCUCACAGAACAGACAUUGAUGCUCUAGUUUAAGACUAAGUAGGACAUAAACAUGGUCUAUAUAGUCUCUACCCUGUGAUGCCCAAUGAUCCUUAGCUCCACUAGGGAUGCAUAGUAUCUAGUUGGGGCAUAUGAUGGCACAUUAAUAUUCUUAUCCUAAAAUGGUCUUUAACGAUGUACUGAAUCAAGUACUUAAUGUAUAUAGGUGUUGUGGAGAAUGGUGAAUAAAUACAAGCAGGGUUAACCUA
Molecule: messenger RNA, 3789 nt
Organism: Brienomyrus brachyistius
Lineage: Eukaryota; Metazoa; Chordata; Actinopteri; Osteoglossiformes; Mormyridae
Gene: eps8l2
Product: EPS8 like 2
Exons: 21
Coding region: 413-2503 (696 amino acids)
Biological process (GO): regulation of Rho protein signal transduction; positive regulation of ruffle assembly; Rho protein signal transduction
Cellular component (GO): vesicle; plasma membrane; ruffle membrane
Molecular function (GO): actin binding
Source: RefSeq, a predicted model, not a curated record